AUGUCAUCCACCGCCUCCGCAUCCAUCAUCCUCUCACGACAGUUCCGGGACUUGACGAACCCCAAGAAGGCACAUCCGUGUUUCCACAUCGAACUUGAGAAUGACAACAUCUUCCUCUGGAACAUCGGCGUUAUGGUGUUGAACGAAGACUCCAUUUACCACGGUGGGUUCUUCAAAGCGCAAAUGAAGUUCCCUGCAGACUAUCCGUUUUCCCCGCCUACGUUCCGCUUCACGCCCGCCAUCUACCACCCCAACGUGUAUCGCGAUGGCCGCCUCUGCAUCUCCAUCCUCCACCAGCUGGGCGACCCACACUCGGAUGAGCCAGACUCCGAAACAUGGUCCCCAGCGCAGCUGGUAGAGACCGUGUUGAUCUCCAUCGUGUCUCUCCUUGAGGACCCGAACACCGCAUCGCCAGCCAAUGUGGACGCCGCCAUUGAAUGGCGCAAGAACAAAGAGAAGUACAACGCCCGUAUCAAACAGGAGGUGUUACGGUCAAUGCAGGACAUCCCUGAGGGCUUUGUGAUGCCGAGUUUGAAGAACUUGGAGCUGGUCCAGUCCACCGUGGCCACCCAGGAACACCCAGAGGACAUUGUUGAUGACGACUUCUGGCUCGAGAGCGAGGAGGAGGAGGAAGACGACUACGAUGAUGAUGUCGAGAGCUUGAUGGACGAGGAUGAACACGACCACAACGACAUGGAGAUGGAUGAGGACGGAGAGAUCGACGAAGAGGUCACCAAGUAG
Messenger RNA from Babjeviella inositovora NRRL Y-12698, 741 nucleotides. RefSeq names its product SCF E2 ubiquitin-protein ligase catalytic subunit (gene CDC34). Gene Ontology annotation, biological process: proteasome-mediated ubiquitin-dependent protein catabolic process; protein polyubiquitination. The transcript has a single exon. NCBI's taxonomy places the organism in Eukaryota, Fungi, Ascomycota, Pichiomycetes, Serinales. Gene Ontology annotation, molecular function: ubiquitin conjugating enzyme activity. The record is from RefSeq and is a predicted model, not a curated record. The coding region runs from base 1 to 741 and encodes 246 amino acids.